This is a messenger RNA of Olea europaea var. sylvestris, 3754 nucleotides long. Its product is annotated as formin-like protein 5. The transcript has 7 exons. Gene Ontology annotation, biological process: actin cytoskeleton organization; actin nucleation. Gene Ontology annotation, molecular function: actin filament binding. Bases 476 to 3313 code for a protein of 945 amino acids. NCBI's taxonomy places the organism in Eukaryota, Viridiplantae, Streptophyta, Magnoliopsida, Lamiales, Oleaceae. The record is from RefSeq and is a predicted model, not a curated record.
GUUUGUCAACUUUCAUACGGCGCCUUCCAAGAAAACCAUCCACUUUUUCUUGAAAAUAAUUUUCCUUGGUCAAUCACGCGAUAUCUGACCCAGUCUGUAUUUUUUUCUUUUACAUUUCGGAAAGCUUCUUUUUAUGGAUCUGAUCCUACACAAAAACGAAAAACCCCACGAGCUAAGGAAUUUCCCAGAUUCAAUUCACCCGACACGAGUUCAAGAAUUCAUCAUCUUUUGGGCAUUUGAAGUAUUCCAGUUUGGCAAUAAAUAGAGAUUUUUUGGUUGUUUAUUGAAUCUUGAGGUGAUUUAUCGAGAUUCUUGGUUAAAACUCCAUGUUUGAGCUAUUUGACGGCUGGUCUUGCCGAAAACUGAGAUGAGUCGUUGAAGAAAGCUGUGAAUAUUUGGACUUUGAAGGUUUACUUUAGCAUUUGAGAAUUCGUGAUUACAUGAGUUUCGGAUUUUACUUCAUGAGUUUGCUGGGAUGAUGAUGAUAAUUCAAGAAAAAAUGGGUAUCAGAAAAGUUGUUUAUUGCAUUUCUUUUGUAUUUCUAUUUUUCACUUUAGUAACGGUAGCCAUGGAGAGCAAGAUGGAGGAAGAAGAACCUUUACUGGCGUAUCUAAUCUACUCUGGGGGGAUAAAUAAGGACAUGGCUGAAUUGUUAUGGAUACAUUGCAGGCCAGAGUUGAUACUUGCCCAAACAGCUCUAGAUCGUGAACUAUAUCUCCCAGAGCAAUGGUCGAGCUACAGUAAGGAACUUCUAAGUAUCAGGUCAUCAACCAAAGAAGAUCUCCAUAAAACUGUCAGCAUGUUGCAACCUCAAGUUAAGCAGAUCCUUUUGGAUUGUUUAAUGGAGAAAAAACUUACGUUUCUUAUAUCUGGAGAAGAGAGAGGUGUAAAAAAUUGGUAUACCAGGUACUUGGGAUUCUUCUUUCCCAGGUCUGAUCCAUCUAGACGCCGUGAAUUAGUUCAGACAUUUGGAGAAGCACCUGCUCCAUCCCUGAUGGUUUCAUCCCCUAAUCCAGCACCUUCAAUUCCAAUAACUCCUAAUGUUCAAAGUCCUGCUAGCCCUCCACUGCCUCCAUUUUUUCCUCCAGACUCCGGCUUGUCAAACCUGCCCCCUACAGCCGGUGAACGAUCCGUGGAUCCAAAUUCUUCUUCUGGUGUGGCAUCAGACAAGAAAAAGAGCAACAAGAAAACCAUUGUCAUUGCAGUUGUUGUGACUGCUGGGGUGACACUUGCCCUUUCUGUGCUGCUCUUUUUAUGCUAUCGUAGAUUCUGUGGGACUGGCUCUGCACUGGGAAGAAACGACGAAAGGCCUCUUCUUAGCUUAAGCUUAAGUGAAUAUUCGAUUGCCUCUCCGCAGAAGUCAUUUGGCCUGACAACUUCAAUAAAUGGAGAAAAUCUUGGUAAUCAGUCAUUUACUGGCAAGUCAAACCACAACAAAAGUGGUCACAGUUUCUAUGUGGAGUCACAUUCUAUAAGUGAUUCAAAAAUUGAGCUUCCAGUUGGAGCAAAUGCUGGAGCUGCUGUCAACUCCGUCAUGAAUUCAGCAGGUCUACCACCUGGAAUGUUGGCUACACCAGGACUGCCUCCACUGAAGCCACCACCUGGAAGGACAGAUCCUUCUAAGCCACCUGCAGGCAAUACAGUCUGUCCUGCGGCCCCACCUCCUGUACCACCGCCACCGCCACCACCACCACCUCCGCCUCUUAAUCCUUCAUUUGGUGGACCACGUCCUCCCCUGCCUGGACCCGCUCCUCCACCUCCUAUACCCUCUGGCAUCAAGACUGGUCCACGUCCACCACCUCUUCCACCUACUGGUGGCCCUCCACCAAGGCCUCCUUCCAUAGGCUUAAAGCCUCCUCGACCUUCGCCACUCGGACAGAAUCAUCCAUCAAUUGCUACUUCAACUGAUGAAGGAGAGGCUGCUGGUUCUAAAGCUAAGCUGAAGCCUUUCUUCUGGGAUAAGGUUUUGGCCAACCCUGAUCAUUCAAUGGUUUGGCAUCAAAUCAAAUCAGGGUCCUUCCAGUUCAAUGAAGAGAUGAUAGAAACUCUAUUUGGCUAUGCCCCUGCUGAGAAAAACAAGAAUGUAUUCAAGAAAGAGUCUUCAUCCCAAGAUCCUUCAACCCAAUAUAUCCAAAUAAUUGAUUCAAAGAAGUCACAGAAUUUAUCAAUUCUUCUCAAAGCAUUAAAUGUGACUACAGAAGAAGUAUGUGAUGCACUUCAUGAAGGCAAUGAGCUUCCAUCAGAGCUUGUUCAGAAUUUGUUAAAGAUGGCUCCGACAUCUGACGAAGAAUUGAAGCUGAGGCUCUACAGUGGGAAGCUUUCUCAACUUGGGCCUGCAGACCGCUUCCUUAAAGUCUUGGUGGACAUUCCAUUUGCCUUUAAGAGGCUAGAAUCCUUGCUUUUUAUGUGCACUCUGCAGGAGGAUACAGCAAUGGUAAAAGAGUCUUUUGCAAUCUUAGAGGCUGCUUGCGCAGAACUCCGGAAAAGCAGGUUGUUUCUCAAACUUCUUGAGGCUGUUCUUAAAACUGGAAAUCGCAUGAAUGAUGGAACAUUCAGGGGUGGUGCACAGGCAUUUAAGCUUGAUACCCUUCUAAAAUUAUCUGAUGUAAAGGGAACAGAUGGAAAAACGACGCUCUUGCACUUUGUUGUUCAAGAGAUAAUCCGUUCAGAAGGUGUACGAGCUGCCCGGGCGGACAAACAGAGCCGGAUCACAUCCAGCCUCAAAUCUAAUGAUCAACUUGAGGAUUCUUACCAAGAUUCAGAUGAGCAUUAUAGAAACAUUGGCCUGCAGGUUGUCUCAGGUCUGGCUGGUGAGCUUGAAAAUGUAAGGAGAGCUGCAAUAUUAGACCCCGACGGCUUAGCAGGAAUUGUUUCAAAGCUUAGUCAGUCACUUAUAAAAGCCCAAGGUUUUCUGAAUUUGGAAAUGAAGAAUAUACCAGAAGGAAAUGGGUUUCACCAGACUUUAAAAAGUUUUGUGCAGAAUGCUGAGGUUGAUGUUACGUGGUUACUCGAGGAAGAGAAAAGAAUAAUGGCUCUGGUGAAGAGCACAGCAGAUUACUUUCAUGGAAAUGCUGGGAAGGAUGAGGGUUUACGAUUAUUUGUUAUUGUUCGGGAUUUUCUGAUAAUUUUAGAUAAGGUAUGUAAAGAUGUGAAAAAUUCGCCAAUAAAACCAUAUAGGACACCUCGAAAAGAAAAUUCGACUGUGACACGUACCGAUCCCCGCCAGAAUCCUCCCAUUGAUCCUCGUCAGCGGUUGUUUCCAGCUAUCAUGGAUAGACGGAUGGACAGUUCUAGUUCAGACGAUGACUCCUAGUUGUUUAAUCAGAACAGGUAGUGCAGAGCAGCAGAGAUUACCGUAAAGGCGGAUACAGUGAUACAUUUUCGACUCUUUCCUUUGACUACUAUUAAUGGCGCUUCUAGCUGCAAAGCUAACCGAAGUUUCAAGUUUCAAUGUUGCAGGGAGGAAGACUUGAUAGAAGUUUCUUAGCUUUGCUUUAAUGGAGCUUCAAUUAUGGAUCAUAUUUAAUUUAUUGUAAUUGUUUAUUUUUCAUUAUUCUUUUUUGAGUUCUGUCCAUAUUCCUUUUUCUAUUUUUUAUUUUUUUUGUUUCCGUUUUUGAAUCGAACAAGUAGCCAGUGCAUUACUGGGAAUCAUCUGAAACAAAUGCUUAAAUUAGAUGUAAAAGGUAAUAUGUAUUUUGCUAAAUUCAGUGAUUGAUAAUUGAUUCAUGUAUUUUAUAAAAUGGAAUUUCAAUUU